Messenger RNA from Sardina pilchardus (European sardine), 2539 nucleotides. RefSeq names its product serine/threonine kinase 17a (gene stk17a). Gene Ontology annotation, cellular component: nucleus. NCBI's taxonomy places the organism in Eukaryota, Metazoa, Chordata, Actinopteri, Clupeiformes, Clupeidae. Gene Ontology annotation, molecular function: ATP binding; protein serine/threonine kinase activity. The transcript is spliced from 7 exons. Gene Ontology annotation, biological process: intracellular signal transduction; positive regulation of apoptotic process; protein phosphorylation. Bases 480 to 1718 code for a protein of 412 amino acids. The record is from RefSeq and is a predicted model, not a curated record.
CUAAACAGAAGCCAAACUGCACUGCGUGAAGGUCUGCAUCAUCCGUAGAGAGUAAAUGUUGACGGAGUGUCCUCGUAUCAGUUUAAUAUCGGGAUCAUAUAUUUCAGUUUAACAUCAAAACAAGAUGCAAAAGCCUAUCGUUCCGUAUGAUAGACUACUUUUGUCACAGAAAUACUGUUAGACGGCGAACAGCCAUCAGUCCAGCGGUCACUUUGUCAAUGACCGGGGGAAAGUAACGUAACUUAACGUCAGUCAACGUUGACUAUUUUAAGUGAUGACAUUCUGAAAUAUCUAACAUUUUUGAUUGUUGUAACUUAGACCUUUUUUUAGCUGAAACAGCCGCCUAACUUUUUGGCUGGUGCAGGUUAGCCAGGCAUUCGCCUGUUAUUUGGCUAACUAGCUAACGCCAUCAGUUCGGGUUUGUGUCCAAGUUCACAUUUCGGAAACCAAGAAGUAAGCUGGUGGUCCCAACUGCAGUGAUGAUUCCUGAGUGCCCUCGGAACACCGAUGCGAGAAGCCGAACCCGGUGCCAUGCCCAGAUGGCCGAAUCUAUCCAGAACCGCUCCGGUUUACUCUGUGAGAUCAAAACUCCCAUUCAGACCGGAGCUUUUACCGAGCACUACAACAUCAUACCGGGCAAAGAGCUGGGCAGGGGGAAGUUUGCGGUGGUGAGGAAGUGUGUGGAGAAGUGCUCGGGGCGCGCGUACGCCGCCAAGUUCAUGAGGAAGAGGAGGAAGGGCCAGGACUGCCGCUCCGAGAUCGUCCACGAGAUCGCCGUGCUGGAGCUCGCCACCGCCAGUCACCGUGUCAUCAACCUGCACCAGGUCUACGAGAUGGCCAGCGAGAUGGUGCUCGUGCUGGAGUUUGCUGCAGGUGGCGAGAUCUUUAACCAGUGUGUGGCGGAGCGGGACGAGGCCUUUCAGGAGGGGGACGUCAAGCGCCUAAUGAGGCAGAUUCUGGAGGGCGUGUCCUUCCUGCACAGGAAGAACGUAGUUCACCUGGACCUCAAGCCUCAGAACAUCCUCCUGACGAGCGACUCUCCUCUCGGGGACAUCAAGGUGGUGGACUUUGGGCUGUCCAGGAUGGUCAGCAGCAGCCAGGAGAUCCGCGAGAUCAUGGGCACGCCGGAGUAUGUGGCUCCAGAGAUCCUGAACUAUGAGCCAAUCAGCACGGCCACUGACAUGUGGAGUAUCGGUGUCCUGGCCUACGUCAUGCUCACGGGCAUCUCUCCGUUCCUCGGGGACGACAAGCAGGAGACGUUCCUCAACAUCUCCCAGAUCAGCGUGAGCUACGCCGAGGAGGAGCUGGAGUGUGUGGACCAGGCAGCCAUCCACUUCAUCAAGUCCCUCCUGCUCAAGGCCCCGCAAGAGCGUGCCACUGCUGAGGAGUGUCUGCAGCACCCCUGGCUGCUGCUGCCGGCGGAGGUGAAGGCGGCGUCCGAGCCCCUGGACAGCACAGCGGGCGGAGAGUGUGUCCUGGAGCCCGUCAGCCCCGGGAGCACCAGCACCAGCACCGGCUCCAGCUGCACCGAGUCCGACCCCGACGACCCGGAGGUCACGGAGGAGCUCAUCGUCAUGGCGGCGUACACUUUGGGUCAGUGCCGGCAGACGUCCGACAAGGAGGCGCUCACGCCGGACCAGAAGGCCGUCUCCAAGCGCUUCAAGUUCGAGGAGCCGUUUCCGGCCCUGCAGGAGGUGCCGGGCGAGUUCAUCUACUGAGGCUCUCCCAUCACCAUCGCCACGCCGACCACCAACCAUCGCUGCCAUAAGCUUCACGUACGCAAAAGAAGAAGUAGCAGAGAUGAUGACAAAUUGAAAAAAAAAAGGAACAAAAUUCGCACUUCGAAUACGCAAACAAGUGUACUAUUACUUUUAACCCCCAACCUCAUGAUUUGAACUCACAAGCCAAACUUUUGUUUUAUUUGUUUUAUUUUUUUUUCCUCUCCUGUUUGUGCUGCUUUGCUUCUUGGCAUUUAAUGGGUAUGUUGCUUCAGACGACGCCUUGCUGUGGUACUUCAUUUUUAGUUCUCCGACUUUGGUGCCAUGCUUGAAACUUUUUGGAGUUCAUGUCGGGCUAUACUGUACAUGGAACCCAAUCACUUUUGUUUUUUUUAACCGUUUAUGUGUUUUUAAUUUUCAAGUUUCCUUUGCCAUGUAUCUGAAAGUGAAUAUUGUUUGUGUAAAAGUUUAGAUGUCCUUUGGGGGGGGGGGGGGGGGUGGCAUGACUAUAUGUAAAUGAACCAGAAUUAAUAUUUGUUUUAAAUGUAUGUCUCUUUAUAUAUAAAAAAGGAAAAAAAAAUUUAAUAAGCCAUUAUACACAUAAACAACUCCCUGUUUACCUUUGGGUAUAAGCUCCAGCAAUAGUAGUAAACAUUUUUCAUUCUUAUGUCCGUUCAGAAAAUGUUUUUUUUUUUCACUCCGUAGUCAUUAUUGCUGUAUAUUGGUCCAAUGCUGUUUCCAUUAAGGGUCAGUCAGUCUUUCAUGGAAACACUUUUGAAAAUGACUGAUAUUUGUAAAUAAAAGUUAAUCUCUGAGACCAA